AUGCGAAACGGUAUCGAAGGUGAAGCGCUGGCAGCAACGCGCUGCAAAGCUCCUGGCGACCGCCCGAUCCAGGGAGGGAGGGGCACCCGGAGCGGGGAAAGAAAAUGA
This is a messenger RNA of Ectocarpus siliculosus, 108 nucleotides long. The record is from the annotation of a GenBank genome assembly. Lineage: Eukaryota; Phaeophyceae; Ectocarpales; Ectocarpaceae.